ACAGAAGCCAAUCACAACUCACUGCAACCGAAAUAAGAACUCUAACAGAGAUAAGACCUGCAACAAGAGAGAAAGUCUCAUAAUAAUCCACACUAUACGACUGGGUGUAGCCUUUGGCAACUAGAUGGGCCUUCAAAUGCUCAAUUGAAUCAUUAGGAUAUUACUUCACUGUGUAGACCCAACAACAACUAACAGACUGUUUAUCAGAAGGAUGAGUAGUAAGGUUCCAUGUCUAAUUCUCAUUAAGAGCUUUCAUUUUCUCGUCUAUACCAAUUUCUAUCCAAGAGAUAUCAAAGCUUGUGUCAAACUAAAAACAAACAUCAAAGACAAAAUCGAUGCAAAACAACGAAAGGAUCAUGAAAGCAGAUACAAAGAAACAAAAUUAAAAAUGAGAUCCUUUGUACAAUUACAGGUACAUUUCAUCAAUGCAAUAGGCAAAUCAGAAGGUGAUGAACUAGUUGAAGGCUCUGGAGGCAGGACUUUAAUAAAAUCAGGUAAUGGUUGUGGAGCUGGAGUACAUGAAACAACCGGUCUAUCCUUGGAACGAUGAUAAAAUUGCAAGGGAUGAGUAGGACUCGGAGAGGAAGAAGACACACAAUCUAGCACAAUAGGCAACAAAAGCUCCCCUCAAUUGGGAAAGACUAAAUUUAGAGAAAGUGUGUCGCCAGACAUAGAAAAGAAGAUGACUCAAAAAAGGUAACAUUAACUUUGACACAGUAUCGACUAAAAACAAGGUCAUAACAGUGGUAACAUAACUUUUUUGAGUACAAGAAUACCCCAAAAAGACACUUAACCGAGUGAGGUGAA
Ilex paraguariensis (yerba mate) is the source of this 807-nucleotide messenger RNA. The record is from the annotation of a GenBank genome assembly. Lineage: Eukaryota; Viridiplantae; Streptophyta; Magnoliopsida; Aquifoliales; Aquifoliaceae.